Micromonas pusilla CCMP1545 is the source of this 1583-nucleotide messenger RNA. RefSeq lists its product as uncharacterized. Gene Ontology annotation, cellular component: cytoplasm. The record is from RefSeq and is a predicted model, not a curated record. The coding region runs from base 162 to 1583 and encodes 473 amino acids. Gene Ontology annotation, biological process: glycolytic process. Gene Ontology annotation, molecular function: magnesium ion binding; pyruvate kinase activity; potassium ion binding. The transcript has 2 exons. NCBI's taxonomy places the organism in Eukaryota, Viridiplantae, Chlorophyta, Mamiellophyceae, Mamiellales, Mamiellaceae.
CAAAUAUUCAAGUAGACGACAUCCUCGCUGGGACUCCCGCGGUUCAAUGCAAGACUAAGGUACCUUUUUGUCUUGUUCUCGCGCUAUAAACCAUGUAAUGUAUUUUCUUCCCUGCUCAGAUUGUGUGCACACUCGGUCCCAAAUCUGCGGAACUUGGGAUCAUGGAGGACUUGCUCCGAGCUGGAAUGUCGGUGGCGCGAUUUAACUUCUCUCAUGGCUCUCAUGAGUACCACCAAGGAACUCUCAAUACCUUACGGCAAGCCAUGGCCAACACGCGGCUAAUGUGUGCUGUGUUGCUGGACACAAAAGGUCCAGAGAUCCGAACUGGGUUGCUGAGGGAGGGGAAGCCAGUGCUGCUGGAAGCUGGCCGGGAAGUAACGAUUCACACUGAUUAUACACUGCAUGGCGACGAACGAAACAUUUCGAUGAGUUACUCUAAGCUUCCGCUAGACGUUGUUGAGGGUGCAGAGAUACUCAUCGGAGACGGCAGCAUCGUGCUCAUAGUAUUGUCUUGUCAUCCUGAAAACGGCACGGUGCUUUGCCGAUGCGCAAACACAGCCAUGCUUGGAGAGCGCAAAAAUGUUAAUCUACCAGGCGUAGUUGUUGACCUGCCUACAAUUACAGAGAAAGAUCGGGCGGAUAUCUUGAAGUGGGGUGUGCCAAACGGUAUAGACUUUGUUGCAGCGUCCUUUGUGCGGAAGGGCAGCGAUGUUUCACGUAUUCGACGGGUGCUGGGUGAGGCUGGGAGGCAGAUAAAAAUAAUUUCUAAGGUUGAAAAUCAGGAAGGUUUGGUCAACUUUGACGACAUCCUCGCAGAAAGUGAUGGUGUCAUGGUAGCUCGAGGUGAUCUCGGCAUGGAGAUACCAACUGAAAAGAUUUUUCUGGCGCAGAAGUUAAUGAUAGAAAAGUGUAACGCAGCGGGAAAGCCUGUUGUGACGGCAACACAGAUGCUUGAGUCUAUGAUAAAGAACCCACGGCCAACACGUGCCGAGGCAACAGAUGUUGCAAAUGCUGUGCUAGACGGCACAGACUCUGUCAUGCUAUCAGGAGAGACAGCCGCCGGAGCUUUUCCUGUGGAUGCGGUCCGGGUGAUGAGCAAGAUUUGCCGAGAGGCAGAGAUGAGCAUCGAUCACUACCAGCUCUUCAAAUCAAUUCUGGCACAGGUGCCGAUUCCAAUGCAACCGCUAGAGUCACUAGCAUCCUCGGCCGUGCGAACAGCACAGAAAGUUCGUGCAGCCCUCGUCGUAGUGCUCACUCGCGGGGGGUCUACUGCGCGAUUAGUUGCAAAGUAUCGACCUGCGGUGCCAGUGUUGACCGUAUUCGUUCCCACAUUGACAACGGACUCGCUGGCUUGGCAGUGCAGCGGAGAGAACCCAGCGAGGCAAGCGAACCUCACGAGAGGGCUCAUACCACUUUUAGCAGAGGGCAGUGCAAGAGCCACUGACACAGAUACUACUGAUGAAAUCCUUAAUGCAGCGAUCGAGCACGCCAAGGUGGCAGGAUACUGUCAUAGCGGGGAGUGUGUUGUUGCACUACAUCGUAUCGGGAAAGCGGCAGUCAUCAAGAUAGUCAACAUCACUUAG